CAGCUGUCACAGACCAUGACAGACAAGCAACCCAAGGCAGCUGAGGACGAGGAUCUGCCCGUUUACUUGGCCAAGCUAGGAAGCAGUAGCCCCAAACCCCGCCAGAAGUAUGGGGGGAUGUUCUGCAACGUGGAGGGCGCCUAUGAAAAUAAAACCAUCGACUUCAGUUCGCUAAGUGUUGGCAGGCGAAGCGCCAGGAGUCUGAGUAAAAACGAUGGGAGUCAGGUUUCCAUCGAGUCUGACGGAUUGAGUGAGACUGGGAGUGAUAUCAGUGAGGUGUCCAGCUCCUGUGAGCCUGGGGCUCGGGCUGAGAACGGGUUUCAGCCGCUGGAUCGAAGAGAGAGUGAUCGUUUACUUAUUAAAGGAGGGAAAAUAGUCAAUGAUGACCAGUCCUUUUUUGCUGAUAUUUACUUGGAAGAUGGGAUUAUAAAACAGCUCGGAGAUAACCUCAUUGUCCCUGGAGGUGUAAAGAUAAUUGAGGCCAAUGGGCAGAUGGUCAUACCUGGUGGAAUAGAUGUCCACACUCAUCUGCAAAUGCCAUGCAUGGGUAUGACCACUGCUGAUGACUUCUACCAAGGAACAAAAGCCGCACUGGCAGGGGGAACCACAAUGAUAAUGGAUCAUGUCCUUUCUGAACCUGAACCUGGAUCAAGCCUUCUUUCUGCCUAUGAGCAGUGGAGAGAAUGGGCCGACAGCAAGUCCUGUUGUGACUAUUCUUUACAUAUAGAUAUCACACGUUGGCAUGAGGCGCUGCGUGAAGAAAUGGAAACCUUGGUCAAGGACAAAGGUGUGAACUCCUUUCUUGUAUUCAUGGCCUACAAAGACCAAUAUCAGUGUAGUGACACACAGAUAUAUGAAAUCUUCAGCAUCAUCCGAGAUCUGGGUGCUAUAGCACAGGUGCAUGCUGAAAAUGGAGACAUCAUUCAGGAGGAGCAGAAACGAAUGUUGGAGCUUGGAAUUACAGGACCAGAGGGGCAUGUUCUUAGUCGACCAGAAGAGGUUGAAGCAGAAGCAGUAUAUCGUGCCGUCACCAUCGCAAGCCAAGCCAACUGCCCCUUGUAUAUCACCAAAGUCAUGAGCAAAAGUGCUGCAGAUAUAAUUGCACAAGCUCGGAAGAAAGGUGCAGUUGUAUAUGGAGAGCCUGUCACAGCAAGUCUUGGGACUGAUGGAUCCCACUACUGGAGUAAGAACUGGGCCAAAGCUGCAGCCUUUGUCACCUCUCCUCCACUCAGCAUUGAUACUUCCACCCCUGAUUACCUAAAUUCUCUCCUCUCCUGCGGCGAUCUGCAGGUUACCGGCAGUGCUCACUGUGCUUUCACCACUGCGCAGAAAGCAGUUGGAAAAGAUGACUUCAGACUGAUCCCUGAAGGAGUUAAUGGUAUUGAAGAGAGGAUGACAAUUAUUUGGGAUAAGGCUGUGGCUACAGGAAAGAUGAAUGAGAAUGAAUUUGUAGCAGUUACAAGUACAAAUGCUGCGAAGAUCUUCAAUCUCUACCCCAGAAAGGGACGAAUUGCUGUUGGUUCUGAUGCUGAUUUGGUUAUCUGGGAUCCAGAAGCUGUCAAAAUCAUUUCAGCAAAGACACACAAUCUGGCAAUUGAGUACAACAUAUUUGAAGGGAUGGAAUGCCGUGGUGCUCCUUCAGUUGUUGUAAGUCAAGGUAAAAUUGUCCUGGAAUAUGGGACGAUUCAUGCCACAGAGGGCUGUGGGCGCUUCAUCCCCAAGAAGACAUUCCCGGACUAUGUUUACAAAAGAAUAAAAGCAAGAAGCAAGUUGGCUGAAAUCCGAGGCGUUCCAAGGGGAAUUUAUGAUGGUCCUGUCCAGGAUGUCACUGUGGUUCCCAGAGCUAUAACACCUAUUCCAUCAGCCAGGAUGUCUCCAGCUAAACAACCAAUUCAACCACCACGAAACCUUCACCAAUCUGGAUUCACUCUGGCUGGAACCCAGGCUGAUGAUCACAUUCCUCGUCGUCCUACUCAGCGUAUCAGUGCACCCCCUGGUGGCCGUUCAAACAUUACAACUCUGGGCUGAAUUUCAACCAGAAAUAUCUGAUUAAAGUGAUAAUCUCAGAGCCCUAAUAUUGCUGCAAGUUUUGUCACCUGAGGCUCAGAUAUAUUCUCACAAGCAGCUUUGUGCAGUACAGUUUUUGCUGCAAAAGAUGGUCAUGAAGUCACUGCCUUUAGCUGAUUAAUGAUGCAUUUGGAAACUUUUUGAUCUGCCAAAUAAUUCAAGAGGUACAGUUUUUGUAUUAUAAAAAUAACCAUUAAUUUAUAUUAAUAUUUGAUUUAAUUGGGAAGUGUGUAACAAGCAUUGAGACAACUGUUGUUUCAUCGUUGUGACUACGUAAAGUUGUAUUUGUGGUUCAUUUGAAAGCAUGAUAGUGAUAUUGAAGGUAAUGUGUAACUUACUUUGUAUUACCACAUGAGUGUACCAGUCUAAAACAAUGUAACUUGUACACUGAUUACAAAAAUAUUGAGGUUCUAAAGUAUUUUAAUAACUUUCUACAGCCACAUGCCAACAGUAACCCAAGCUGCUGUGGUGAGACCAGUAUUUCUUACAUAUGCACUGUUGACAGAGUAACCUUUCAAAGUUUUUAACAAUUAGCAAGGCAUACAUUUUAGCGAACCAAAAAGCAUAAUUUUUCCUCACAUUAAAAGUGCAUUUUUAGGUUUGACCUUAAGUAUGGCUAUGAAAAUGUGUUAAGUGUUGUUGGUGGUGACUUGUUUAAACUUUAAAGGGUACUGAGGGUAAUUUCCACCUGAACAGUUGGGCAGUAAUGUGGCAGAGUGGCUCACCUGCCUAUAAUGGAACCCCAACUAUUUUCUUUCCUUUGUAAUCAAUGACAAUGAUAAUUGGGUGCCUUCUAUAACAGAUGGGCAAUCCACCCAAGUGGGGAAGGUGAAAUUUAAUCCCAAUAGACCUGAAUUGCCUCUUGUAUGUCAUCAAUUUCUACUGCUUCUAUGUAUAAUGGAAACAAUUGUUCAGAUGAGGCUAUAGUACUGCUCACUUAUCUAAGUUUAUUUAAGUAAUAAUUUUCCCUUUACUGAACUAACCAGGAGUGCAGUGCCAUUUAGCACUAGUGCAAGUGAGGUAAACAUUGUACUAGUUUACUAAAUGGAGAAGUUAGGCUCACAGUCUUUUGUUAGCCAUAGUAACAGUCAGAAAUGCCAUGAAUUUCAAAAUAUUGGUCUUUGUACAAAGCAAAUGGUAAUAUCUUAAAAUGGCAGUGGUGUUGUCUUGUAUGUUUAACCUGUUUUUUGCUUGAAUGUCAUUAAAGUAUCUUGAACUUUUUGAGAAGGCUUGAAUAGUUGAAAUAUGUUGUGCAGGCUUCAUUUUUAACUCUUUCUCAAUUGACUUUAGCUAAUUUCUGCUAUUAUGACUUUAGUGGCUUGACUGUUUUAUAAUUUUAUGAUUUGUAAAGAAUGGUUGAUCUUAACUGAACCAGACUGUAGUUCUAAAGUAGCCUGUAACAAAAAUGGGAAACUUUUCUAUUAGAUGGCUAGAGGGUGCAAUAUUAACCUUUGAACUCUAUACUGGCUGAAUGAAAUGAUCAGAUUAGACCUAUUGCAUGGAAAUAGCAGAAUGUUUUACAAAACCUUCUCAUAUUUAGUCAAAUUAAAUCAGAUUAUGGAAAACCUGAUAAGUUUUCAUCACACAUAUAGACAACUACAUGCAAUUCAAAUAGACUUAUGUCUUAUUUCAAAGUGCUACACUUAAAUCUGAUAAUCCGACUCAAAAUAAACUGCUUUUGAACCAGAUUCUAGUGUUGAUGAGCAUCUACAGUUUAUCUAGAUUUGAUUAGAAAGCCAAAGCUUUCAGAUUUCGGAUAAAGCACUGUCAGAGUUACUAAUGAAUUUUACAGAACAUACAAAGCCUGAAAACUUUGUAAGGUGACGUUGGUUCAAUCUAAUGGUUCAUCUUUAUCAAAUAAAAGUGUUAUGGAAAAUGAA
This is a messenger RNA of Carcharodon carcharias (great white shark), 3947 nucleotides long. It is a transcript of the gene dpysl4, whose product is annotated as dihydropyrimidinase like 4. The record is from RefSeq and is a predicted model, not a curated record. Gene Ontology annotation, cellular component: cytoplasm; cytosol. Lineage: Eukaryota; Metazoa; Chordata; Chondrichthyes; Lamniformes; Lamnidae. Gene Ontology annotation, molecular function: hydrolase activity, acting on carbon-nitrogen (but not peptide) bonds, in cyclic amides. The transcript has 15 exons. The coding region runs from base 16 to 2028 and encodes 670 amino acids.